AUGUUCGUAUAUGAUCCCAACUUUUUAGAUUUUUCAAUCCCCGCUGCCCGAACUUGGGCUGCUUGGACAGGACGCGGCCACUUGUCUCGAGUCUAUCGAACAAAAGGAAUAACCCGUCGCAGCAAAACAAAGAAAAACCUUUCUGAGUGUUACCGCCUGAUUGCUAUCAGGUCAAAGCACGCGUCUAUCGAUAUAAAACCCUAUCUGGAAGGGAAGCAAUACGGCAAAUCCUGCACCCCAGUUACCCAAGCUCUAUCGUCUACUCAUAUGAUGCGGACGUCCACCGGCAAACACACACGCCGUACUUCGAAGCCAAUCCUCCCACCUUGUCUCACAUUAGUCCAGCCCAAAUCCACCGUCAAAUGGCGAUGGUACACCCGUCGACUCCCCAAGCGGCCUCCCGUCCCAUUCAUCUUUCCACCUCCUGGUACCUCUACCAGGCGUCACCGCCAUCAUACCAGAUGCGAGAGAAAAGCAACAAAAGAGAAAUCAGACGAUGAUGACGAUGACAACGACGAAAUGGAAGUUCCACCAGUGCCGCCGGUAGUGGUGUGGAGCGAGUCCGUUGUGAGGAUGCUCAUGGGUUCGCUUGACGUACUUACUCCCCCUUCCUCGCCAGCUCCUGUCCGCGAGGAUACGUCUGCACUAGGGCUAUCGAGCUUCCCUGGAUCAUACUUUCCGCAAGUCGAUGAUGAAGCGAAGGUUUAA
Guyanagaster necrorhizus is the source of this 708-nucleotide messenger RNA. RefSeq lists its product as uncharacterized. The record is from RefSeq and is a predicted model, not a curated record. NCBI's taxonomy places the organism in Eukaryota, Fungi, Basidiomycota, Agaricomycetes, Agaricales, Physalacriaceae. The transcript has 4 exons. Bases 1 to 708 code for a protein of 235 amino acids.